Molecule: messenger RNA, 3877 nt
Organism: Ilex paraguariensis (yerba mate)
Lineage: Eukaryota; Viridiplantae; Streptophyta; Magnoliopsida; Aquifoliales; Aquifoliaceae
Source: the annotation of a GenBank genome assembly
UGUAUCAUUACCCCUAUUUAUUUUACCACAAAACUGCAGAGGGAGGAAGAUACAAAUGCCCGUCUCCCAGUGCGACCGACUCUACCAAGCGCUGAGAGACUGCCACCGUCGACUCCCGGCGGGGCCACAGCGGGAGGCAGCGUGCCGCCACCUGAACCGCUCGCUGGCUGAGUGCUUGGUGGCGGUGUCGUGCCCUGAUGAAUCUGAGGCCGUCAAAGCCCUCUGUUCCACCGGUGGGACCGCUCUCAAGCGAUCUCAGUGCCAACAAGCCCAGCUCUCCUUAGCUGUUUGCCUCUCUUCCCAUCAAAGCCAAUCCUAAAUCCUAAUACCAUAACCCACAAAUUCCUCUCUCUGUUCACUUCGAUAUCAAAGCGCACCAAUCCCUUCUUUUUGUGGUUGGAGGUGGAGUUAGGUGAUGGUAGUUCUAAAAGAGGUGUGUGAUGGUUUUUGGUUAGGUAACAAAGUGCCCGUUCGAGUGGUAAGGUAAAUUUUAUGUGAGUCGGUUCAUAUUAGUUUGUGUGUGAUUCAAUAAUAAAAUUGAAAACUAUUAUUUAUUUUUUGUUUCAAUUGUUGUGUGAAUUGGUUUGAAUAGUUCUUUGCAUGAUUUGAUUUUUGGGUGUGGUCUUAUAUUUCCUUUUCUUUCUUUCUUUUUUUUUUCCGUAUAAUUUUGACAAAGAAAUGAAGAUAUAUAAAAGAGUUUGGAGAAAAAAAGACCAUAUCUGGUGGAGUAAAACUUUACGAGGGACCUUUUUCGAUGGUCCAUAUUGGUAACAACUUAAGCUUCUCAGUAGGCCGUGCAUAACUUCUUUUAAUAGUAACCAUGCAAUUCCCUAAAGGUUAUUGUUGCUCUUUUAUUUUUAUUUUUUCAAUAGUAGGAUUGCAACAUAAUUUAUUGGUUUUUUUCCCAUGACAAUAUUCGAUUGUGAGUCUGUUGUACAUCACAAAAGUUUUUCAGGUAGUUGGUUGAAAUUAGUUUUUGUGUGAUGGUUAUAUAUGUUAAUUGCUUUCAAAAGAGUUGAUAGUGAGUGGGUUUGUGAAUGUUUUCAAACCCUAAACUACAAAAGUGGAGGAUCCAAAAACAGAGAACCCAAAAACGACAAAAUUGAUCCAAAAUUAUUCCACCCAAAACCAUGCCCAUAGCCGAGUUGCGACUAACUCUUCCUCUCUUUGGUCCUCUCCUGCCCUCUCUUUGUCUCUUCAUAUGUUACACCUUUUCAAAUUAAAUUAUAUAUGAAGAAUUGAAUUUUAACUGUUUGAUGAAAUUACCAAGAGGGCCAAUCUUUUUAUAUUAUAUCCAAGUUGAGUUUGCGAAAUUUGGUAUUGUUGAUUUAUUCUAGGGUCGCCGAAAUUGAGUUUGAAUCUUUGAUCAAGGCUAGGUUGAGGGAGGGGGAAGGAUUUGAAAGGGAAGUAUAUGAAAAUUACUUUAAAUAUUGCUUUUGGUGCGGACGAGUGCAUAUUUUGUUUGAGCUAAUGAAUGUGCUUUAAAUUUUCGAAAGUUUAUUGAUUGGGUGACUUUGCUUCUCUCCAAGCUCAUCCACUGCCUCUACCUAACACACAGUGCCAAGGCUUCGUCUUUUAUUAUAUAUUACUUUUUUUUUUGCUUUUUAAUCCUUUCCUUUAAACUUUUACAAAAAUAGUAUAAAUUUUUGUGAGAGAUUUUGUCUGGCUUCUUAUGGUUUGUUGCUUUUCUCUCUAUUUCCUUUAUACUUUUAGAAUAACAAUAUUCAUAUAGAGUAAUGCGAUGGUGUCCAAUAAUUUUGAGUCACACGUGGUGAUUGUUGCGGGUGCCAACAAUUAGGGUUGAGGGAGAUAAAUGAUGAUUGUAAAGGCGAGAAUCAUUUGGAGUGAGAUUUAAGAGUUAUUUCCCUAACUAAAUCAGAAUUUUGGGAUGAAUUAGCAAGUAUAUUUCCAAGUUAUUAAAACAUAAAGUUGUUAGGGAAUAGCAACUCAAUUUUGGAGGUUUUGAUUUGAUUAGUUGGACAGAAGCACUUCUAUUUGUCUGCACAUGUACCACUGUUCUCCUUUGUCCAUUGGAAAGGUCAUCGAGCACAUUAAUGUGUUUGUUCGUUUGCAGCAUCUCUCUCUCUUUCUCUCUUCUCUCUUUUCUCUCAGCCUAUGCUUCUUGGGUAAGAUGAAUGUAAGAGUAUAUGAGCUGUUCAAUUUUCUUGGAUUCCACAUUUCUAUAACCUAUUUGAUAAAAUUUCUCUUUGGAGUUUUAGAUCCUUCUUGAACAUUCAAAGCAUCUAAAUUCACAUUCUCGAUUUUGCAUGGAUAGUCAAUCUAAAGCAUUCCACAUAUAAAUGGAUCAUAAGAAAUAAACCUGUUUUUUUUUCCAGAUUAAUUAGUGUUCGAUUGAAGUAAACCAGAUAAGAAAUUGAGAGUUUAGUUGUGAUGGAUUUUCUAGAAUAAGUUUCAUCCGUAUAAGCAUGCAUCAUAAAUAAAUUAUAAUUUCAUUGCAUGGGAAAUUCUUCUGCUAUGAAAUAGUUCUUGGUUUGGGACAAGAAGUCUAUCAAGAAGUCAAGGUAACCUAUUCUCUCUCAGCUACAUAUAUGAUCUAAUUUGUAUGAUUCUUAUUGUAAUUUGUAGGCUGAUUUUAAUUGCGUAAAAUUGUGAUUAUUUUGAUUCUAAUCUCUAUGUUUGUGUUUUGCGCCAAAAGUUAAGCGAAGUUCUCAUCAACUUAAGAAUUUUGUCUAAAUUGAGUGAAGGCUCUUCGGUAACUUUUGUGGUAUUUAUUUCUAUCUACUUGAAUCUUCCAAGUUAAAGUCACGCCUUCCAAAUUCUAUGCAUGAUUUAUGUUGGAUACUAAUCUUGUGGAGGCUUAAGGUGAACCUUUUAGGUGCCGAUGUGCUUUAUUGUAUUUAGGAUGUUACUGCCUUUUGUCUUAUUUCACAAUUAGUGUAUGCAAUCAAGAAGGAUCAUAUUAUUGACGUUUUUGUCCAAUGAAGAUAUGAUAAAUCACUUUUUUGGGUUCUUUAUAUUUCCGUAAAUUCAUAUGUCUGGAUAUUUUCUUGUGUUUGUUUGUUCAAUUGAAUCAAGAAAUGACAUCAGUGUUCAUUUGAGAGAUGUGGAGAAUUUUAGAUAUUCAUUUGUACAUUGAUUCCUUAUUUAUCUGGAGUUUGUGUUUGAAUUUGGUAGAGUAAUUUCGAUGGAAAAGUGCUACCAAUUACUAGCCUUUUAUCUAGAGCUUGUUUUAAUUUUCUUUUUAUAUUGUAGCAAAAUUGAAACUUCAAUUUGAAUUUGGGAUUUUGUUUCGGCAUUGGACUAAACAAGGUUAGGUUCGGUGCAUACAUUUUUUUUUUCUUUUGUAGUGUAUUUUCUGAAAAAUGAUCCAAAUUGACUGUUUUUUUAUUUGUUACAUAAUACCUUUAAGGGCAUAUUUUUAUGUAUGUGAAUUUUCAUGUUUAAAGGAGUUAGAAUAUAUAAUUUCAUUGUUAGUGAAUCAAUUUUUUAUUGGGUUCAAUUGACAAUUGUGGAUUUAAUAUUAAUAUUAUGAUGUCACAGUCGUUGACAAAUGGUUGUUUUGAGCCAUGACUGUGGCAUGACUGUGAGUUACGUAAUUGGUUUUAGUCUUGUUUUCUUUAAGCAUGCCUGUACUAAAUUACUAGCCUUUAAAUUCUGCUAUGUUUUUAGAAAAAAAGUUCCUUGAAAUUUUCUUGUUUCUUUUUUUUUCUCUAACUUUUGUGUGCAUAAUGUAGUGCACGCAAUGCUCUUUGCCCAAUGUUUGUUUGUGUUAAACACUGUUGGCCACUGUAUCAGUUGGUUACCCUUUUUAUUGGGAGGAUAUUAGUUAAAAUACUAAUGAUGAAUUGUUGUUUGAUCCAGUGUUAUUUAAGGCGUAAAGUGAAUUGAAGCGACAAGACUCCUAACGCCUAGGCGA